CAAACAAUCACUUAAAAGUUUUUGUACUUUAUAACUCCCACUAAAAUUCCACCAUAAGCAUUCGGCCUCAUUUUCCUUCCGGAGUUUCCACAAAAAACUUUAUAUUUCAAGGGCUUUCUUUCUUUCCGCCUCCUAAACUCCUCGCUUUCUUUCCGCCUUCAGAUACAUACUGACAGUCAGACAGUUCAACUCCUGAUUCCCGCCUAAAUUAGGGAUUGUCUUCAUCUCUCAGUUUCUCCUUAAUAUUUUCUAAAGCUUCAACAAUGGCAAUUUCACAUGACUCCAACUUAAACACGAAAUCCUUACAUGUCGAAGAAGAACUACAAGGAGAAAGUUUCGAUACGAGUGAUUAUUUCUUCUGCAGCGUUGGUGAAAAAAUUUCCGUGGUUUCCGAAGAUUCGAGUUACGACAUUAAUGAUCUUCCUUCGAAACCUUUGGUCAUUGCUCAACGUUUUGGUUUAGUUUUUGUAGCUCAUUCUUCCGGAUUUUGUGUUGCGAAAAUCAAGGAUGUUGUGGAUGCUGCUAAAGAGAUUAAGGAUAAAGGAAGUGGUUGUUCUAUUCAGAAAUUGAGUGUUGUUAAUGUUAAUAUUGGUAGGGUUUCUAUUUUGGCUCUUUCCGUUGAUUCUUUGCUGAUUUCUUCCGUUGGCGGAGGAGAAAUUCAGUGUUUUUCCGUUGAUUCGCUCCUCAAACAGGAUACAAAACCCUUAUUCUCUUGUUCAGUUGAAUCAAAUAAUGUGAAGGACAUGCUUUGGAUCAAAGAGACCGAGCCUUCCUUUGUUGUUCUCACAAAAAGCGGGAAACUACUACUUGGAGACAUAAACAAUUCUCUUAAGCAAGUGAUGGAUGAUAUUGAUGCUGUUGGAAGGAGUAUGGACGGAAGUCAUGUUGCUGUAGCAAGAAAAAAUAAUCUUAGUAUUUUUUCUCCAAAAUUCAAAGAGAUUUUGCAAAUUUUGCUUCCGAUAGAUAAAUGGACUGGUGAUAGCGAUUCAAUUAAAGUUGACAGCAUCAAGUGGGUUCGCUCAGAUAGUAUUGUCGUAGGAUGCUUUCAGAAAACCGAGGAUGGCAGGGAGGAGAAUUACUUCAUACAAGUAAUCACAAGUAAAGAUGGCCAAAUCAUAGAUGAUUCUCCAAAACUCGCUUCAGUGGAUUUUGAUGAUCUUUUUCCUGGAAUUGUUGAUGAUGUUAUGCCAUGUGGCUGUGGGCCGUAUCUACUUGUGAACUAUUUGGAAAACUGUGAGUUGGCUUUUGUUUCUAAUAGAAAAAGUACUGAUGACCAUAUUAUGUUGUUUAAUUGGCCGGAAGGGCACAACCAAGUAUCUAUAGUUGAGAUUGUCAGAGAUACUUGGCUUCCGAGAAUUCUACUUCAAGAAAAUGGGGACGAAAAUAUGGUGCUUGGGCUUUGUGCUGAUGAAUUGACUGUUUAUGAAAAAGUGAAAGUCAAGAUUGGACUUGAGGAGGAGACAGAACUUCCACCUUGUUGCCUUCUUUUGUGUUUGACUCUUGAGGGGAAACUAGUUAUGUUCUACGUUGCUAGCACUGCUGUAUCUCAACGCUCUAGUCAGGCUUUAUCUUCUGCUGCUUCUAAUGCACAAAGUAUAUCUGUGGUUGGACCUUCAAAUCUUGAACAAAGUCCUUUGAAACUGGAAGAGGAAAUAACCAAACGUUCUACUUCAGAUUUGAAAUCUCAUGCUCUGGAUCCAAAGGAAAUCAGCUCUGCACUUGAUGAAGUUCCAGUUAAAAAAGAUCAAAAACCUUCGGAGCAGAACAAAUACACCCUUGGUGCUCCAACUUUUGAUCACAACAUCGGGAAGGAACUACUUGCUGCAAAAAAUGAUCUGAAGGCUAUGGUAGAUGCCAAUAACUCCAAGCCUUUUGAACAGGCAGAACUGUCUCGAAAGGAAACAUCAAAUUUGUCUUCAUUCAAGAUUUUGCAGGAUAGCUCUAGUUCUUUUGCAACUGGAAAAGGGAAGAUUGAAAAUGUUCCAUCUCUCUCUAAUAAUUGUCCUGAGAAAAACCCGACUAGUAUUGGCAGGGGCAUAGAAGAAAAGGUGGGAUCUGAUGUCUUCAAAUGUACUCCAAGUCACACAACUUCAGGCAGUUCUUUAGGAAGUUCAGCUCUAUAUAACGAGAAAUCUAUAUUUUCCUCGCCAGUUAUUGGCCGAAGUACUUUACCUGGGAGUCCUCAUACAUUUACAGACAAAGCAAAUAGUACUGGAGGCUUUUUUGGAAAUUUUUAUUCUGGUAAAACAGCUGAAAAAGCCGCGAAUUACAGUCAACAACCAAUAAGUGGUGUUUCCUCAGGAACACAUCCAAUAUUGGGGAAUGAUAAGAAAUCUUCUCCUUUUCGGCAAAUCAACUUUGAGCAGAAUAUACCCAAACAAUUCUCCAAUGUAGAAAACAUGACCAAGGAGUUGGACAAACUUCUGGAUUCUAUAGAAGAAAUAGGAGGUUUCAGGGAUGCUUGUACAACGGCUCACAAAAGCUCACUAGAAGCCUUAGAGGUUUGCAUGGAUAGAUUAUCAGAGAGAAACAGAAUUUGGCAGAGUUUUAUGGAGGAACAAAGUAAAGAGAUUCAACAACUUCUUGAUCAGACUGUACAAGUUUUAGCGAGGAAAACACACAUGGAAGGCAUUGUUAGGCAAGCUUCUGAUGGCCAAUAUUGGGACUUGUGGAAUCGUCAAAAAUUAAAUUUGGAACUUGAUCAGAAGCAACGCAACAUAAUAAAUAGGAAUCAGGAUCUGAUCAACCAGAUGAUCGAACUCGAAAAGCACUUUAACACCCUUGAGAUGAAUAUAUUUGGUGAAAGAAGCAGAGUAAAUUUGGUUUCUCGGGCUCUCAGUGCUAAAUCUGUACCAUCAAGGCACCAGUCCUUGCAUGCUAUCCAUAAUGCAACAAUUUCACAGCUAGCUGCAGCAAAGCAACUUUCUGACUCUCUGUCUAAACAAAUGGCAGUACUGAGCAUUAAAUCUCCGACAACAAAAGCUAAUGUCAAAAAAAAAGUAUUCGACUCGAUUGGUUUACCUUAUCCUGAUGACUCUCCUCAUUCCCCGAAAACUUUACAAAAAUUGGGUUCACCACCAAAUAGGCUUCAAUUGGGUUCAUGCUCAGGUGAAACUCGUAGUGGUUCCAGAAGGAUCCAAUUAAGUGGUGUGAGCAGUCAAGAUCUUGAAACUGCAAGGAGAAGGAGAGAUUCACUAGAUAGGACUUGGGCAAACUUUGAGGCUCUCAAAACAACAGUCAAAAGGAUGGUGGUGCAGAAUGAACGCCAGAAGGUCGGCAAUUUGUUUGGUUCAGUGGAUAAGCAGUUUAUUGGCCCUCAAAAACUGGAAGAGUCAUCUCCUAUAUAUUCCAAGGAUUUUGCGGUCCAGACUAGGAACGGAUGCAAUGACAUGCCACAAAAAGUCAACUCUGAUACUGCUGCAGCAACAAAAUUCAAGUGGACAGGAGGAACCCCUGAAUUGUCUCAGGCUACUGAGCAGCCUCCUAGAUGGAAGCUUUUUCAAGAAAAUAGUUUUUCAGCUGCUCUGAACUCAUCAUCAUCAUCAUCAUCUUCAUCAUCGUCAUUAUCGUAUUCAUCAUCAUCAUCAUCUUCGGUGUUUGCUGAUCCAAAUAUGAAGAAAGAAAACAACUUCUCAACUGCUGAAAGACAAGGGACGCAGAUAGGAAUUAGGUCUGGUUACUCUGGUACUGCCUCAGUGGACACAAAAUCUUCUGCGUUACAGUUUGGUGAAGGAAAGCCGCAACAAUUUUUCUUUUCAAUGAAAGAUGGCCAGGCACAACCUUCUAGUAGUAAGGAUGCCAAAUUAACAAUGUCUUUUGGUGGGCAAAAAAAUUCUGAUUUUUCGACUAGUAAGCAGAAUGCUGAAUCUUCACCUUCUACGGUAUUCCCACAAAUUAGCUCUACCUCAUCACCUAAUCUGAACAUGCAAACAUUACCAGUCACUUCCGGAACAGGAUUUAUGACCAGUACAAAGUUGUCCACUAAUGUUACUAAGGAUGUUUUACAAUUUCCCCCCUCCAGCUUUUCCGUGUCUUCUUCAUUUGCAGCUCCUUUGAGCGCUGUAGCCUCCGGGGAUUCAAAGGAUGUAUUAGAAUGCCCUACAUCAGCUAAAUCUGUUUCGAUGUCACAAAUGACACCUGUGAUUUCUCUAUCUUCCAAGGAUGAUAUGACAGUAAAAUCUGAUUCUACUGGAUCUUCCAUAAAUCCAUUCAAAGAAGUCUCGAAGACAGAGCUUCAAGCCAGUGCUACAAAAUUAAGUGUGGGGAACAAUCAAGCAAUCACUCCGGAGUCUCCUAAGAAGUUGGCUCCUCGUUUCAAUACUGACUUGAAUUCACAGUUGAAAUCAUCUUCAAUUGAAAUCUCAAAAGCACUUGCCUCAAGCUCUGAUAUGAUGAACACUGUCACACCUGCAUCUGUUUCUGUGUCAAAUGCUCCAGAAAAGCCAUCUGCGGCAUUCAUAUCGUCCCCUGUAUCUCCUUCUGAACUUGAAGGUGCCAUUAGUGGAAAGGGGAAUGGUGAUGCUACAGUAGCUGACCAAGAUGAAAUGGAGGAAGAAGCACCUGAGACAAACCAAACAACCGAUCUUUCUCUUGGAAGCCUUUCUGGAUUUGGACUUGGAUCAGCUCCCGGUAAUACUGCUCCAAGAUCUAAUCCUUUUGGCGGUCCAAUUACUAGUGCACCACAAACGAUGCCAAGUUCUAUAUCUCUAACUGUUCCUUCUGGAGAGUUUUUCCGUCCUGCAUCUUUUAGUUUUCAAUCUCUGCAGGCUUCCCAACCUUCUCAAUCUGCAAAUAUUGGAUCUCUUUCUGGUGCAUUUGGUUUUUCAAAUGCUCAACAGAUCUCAGGAGGAGGUGGGUUUGGCCAGCCAUCACAGAUUGGUGGCUCAGGACAACAGGCUUUGGGUUCAGUUCUUGGUUCGUUUGGACAAUCAAGGCAAAUUGGUACUGUCUUACCAGGUAGCGGUUUUGGGGUUCCUCAAUCUCUUGGUGGAGGAUUUUCAGGCAUUUCUUCUUCAGGCGGAAGCUUUGCUGGUGGUUUUGCAACUGCAGCUUCUAGUGGAGGCGGGUUUGCCUCUGCAGCUCCUAUUGGAGGGGGGUUUGCUGCUGCUGCCUCAAGUGGUGGCGGGUUUGCUUCUGCUGCCACAAUUGGAGGCGGGUUCGGUUCUGUUGCCCCAAGUGUUGGCGGGUUCCCUUCUGCUGCCCCUAGUGGAGGCAGUUUUGCUGCUGCUGCUGGUGGUGCUGGUGGUUUCAGCACCUUUAGUAAACCAGGGGCUACUGGGUUUUCUGCUUUUGGUGGGGCUGCGGGAGGAAGACCAGCACCACCAGAGCUAUUUACACAAAUGAGAAAAUAGGCCCAUUCUGCACAGAUAUCGUUUGUAAAACGGUGUUGGCAAAUCUAGGUAUUUAUCUUAUCUCAUUAACUAUUAUGAAACAAUGUAACUUUAGUAGCCUUUUUUUGAAACAUAAACAAAUGCAGGAUCAAGUGAACUGCCUAUUUUAUUCUGUGAUAAAAUAAGUACAGCCCUUUUGUAGCAAUUAGCUUCGACACAAAGCUCCCUUAACCUGCCUAUUCCCAGAAAUUUAAAUUCUAUAGCUCUUUCAAUUUCGACAAUUGAAUGGUAUUUGUAAUUUAUAUUCUGUUCAUUUAGAUAUGCAAUGGCCAUAAUAGUCAAACCAUCUAAUUA
Amaranthus tricolor (Joseph's coat) is the source of this 5684-nucleotide messenger RNA. Its product is annotated as nuclear pore complex protein NUP214. The transcript has 17 exons. Gene Ontology annotation, biological process: RNA export from nucleus. The record is from RefSeq and is a predicted model, not a curated record. NCBI's taxonomy places the organism in Eukaryota, Viridiplantae, Streptophyta, Magnoliopsida, Caryophyllales, Amaranthaceae. Gene Ontology annotation, molecular function: structural constituent of nuclear pore. The coding region runs from base 264 to 5351 and encodes 1695 amino acids.